AUGAAGAUCGCCUGGGAAAGCGAGAAUUGGCCUGGGGCCAAGAUUGAUCCAGGCAUAACCUGCCUGGCAUGGAUGCACCAACCCGAUCUACCAGGGCAAGGUAUGCUCGGCAUCGGUAACGAGUCGGGCGCCGUCGGCAUCACGUUAACGUCUGAGAAGCCGAUAAAGGAUGAUCAGCAAAGGUACAACUUCAAUCUUCGCGGGCACCACUCGACAAUUUGCAUGACCGCCUGGAACAAGCCGCAGUGCAAGCUGGCCUCCUGCGACUCGUCAGGCGUCAUCUACGUGUGGGUGCGAAACGACGACCGCUGGUCGGUCGAGCUGGUCAACGACCGCGGCGUGAAGGUGCGUGACCUGGCCUGGAGUCCGUGUGGCCAAAGCGCCCUCAUCUGCUACGAGGACAACUUUGUGCUUGUCGGCAGCGCCUCCGGCCAACGGAUAUGGAGCCACCAGUUCCCACAGGACGACCCGAACAUGCAGGUGAACUGCGGCGUCUGGGCGGCCGAGUCACGCGAGAUAAUCCUCGGCUUCGCCUCCGGGAUGUUCCAGGUAAUGUUCUGCGACGGUGGCAACAUCACAGAACGCCGCAUAUCUGACUCACCCAUCGAGGAAAUGGCUUGUUCGACGGAACGGGACGGGAAAUGGACGCUCGCUCUCCUGACCGAGGAUGGGCAUCUGAAGAUGAUAUCAGCGUAUGAUCAGGUCGUUCCCCACUCUUACGAGUGCAAAGAGCGAAUACGUCGGAUACAGUGGAACACCGCAGGCACGCAGCUAGCGGCCAUCAGCCAUAAAGACGAGGUGUUGGUCUUCAAUGUUGACGCUCAGCUGAUCCACCGGGAGCGCGUUCCCGUGCCGAAGGGAAAAGAGCUGACCGCCUUCACUUGGGUGAACGAGGGCAAGGCGCUGAUGUUCGCGGCAGGAGGUCACGUCGCCGUCGGCAAGUUGAUGGAAGGCGACGUCAUUCCCACGCUGUUCAACCUCGUCAAAUACGCGCUGUGGCAAGACCUCGACGCGACCGGCCGAAAGGUGGACUCCUUGAAGUUGCCGGGAUGGGCGAAACGCGAGAUAGCAGAUCAUGACCAUCAUGUUGUUCGCUGUCGAAUCCCGCGACCCGACGACCUGUGUCAGUUUAUUUGCACAGUGCAUGAGGCGCGCUCGUACUGCACCAUCCGCCCGCUGUCUCGGGGAAGCCCCUCCUACGUGCUCUGUAUGGAGCAUAUGGGAGGGCUUGUACCGCUUCUCGUCGGUCGCCAAGUGAACCGCUUCCUUCCUCAAUUCUACAUCUCAUUGCAUCACGAGGCCACGGCGGGCGCAACCACGACGACCCGGCAAGCCCAUACCACGGGCCGGCAGAUCCCGAUCGGGUCUUCGGCCCAAGUUGAAGAUAUGUCCCUCAUCUCGAGGUCGACCACCGGCCGAAAUUCCCUGUGGCGGAAGAGCAAGCGUCAAUUGCGAGCCCUGAUGACCCGGCACGUGAAUGCGGCUGUCCGACCGGCCCGUGUCGACACCCGACUCGUGCACGUCACCUCCAACGUCUGGUGCACCCGAUUCCAAGUGACUUCGAUGGCGCCCAGGCUGUUGCCGCCCUACCUGGCACAGAUCAUCUACAAAACGUCGGUGCUGCACCUGCAGCCCCGGCAGAUGACCGUCGAGCUGUGCAACAUGGGCAAGAAGCACCGGAUGCAGGCACGGACUGGAGCCGCCGCCGCCGCGCCACAGCCCGAACCGUCGAUGCAUCACGACGCGGAGGACGAGGCGUUGUUGAAUGAGGCGGAUGACUCGGAUCUGACCAAUCUACUCUAUGGUGCCCAAAUCGGGUCCCAGAACGACACGGAACGGGACGAUGGACUCACGCUGGAGGAGCAGCGGUUUUUCGAUAAGGUUCUAACCGAGUGUGCCUCCUUACGCGCCGCUAUGGAAAUGGCCGUCCCGUCGACGUCUUCCGACUACGUGAACAGCAAGAAAAGCGAGGGUACGACGACCCACGCGAGCACCUCCUUCUCCGAGGUCGCUUCGCCAUCGCUGUCGCAUGCCGAGAUCGGGUCGUUGGCCACGUCGGCGAUCAGCUGGCAAGAGGAGGUCGACUCGAUGGAGUUCAUCGAUGGCGUCGACGAAGAAACGGCCCUUCUAACCGCAAGGAAGAAAGGCUUGAAGAAAUCGGAGCAGCCCGGCACUUCGAAGGCUUCGAAAGAAGCGCUCAAAAAAGGCGCCGAGCUCAUGAAACGAAGAAAAGAGAUCAAAAAGGACCAAGAAGAAAUACGACAGCUCCUCGACAAACUCUCGCGAAUAGCCGAACAAAUCGGGAAACGACAGCUUGAUUUUAAAAAGAACCGCGACCGCGACUCGAUACGAAAGAUGCGAUCCCAGGUGAAGGAGUUACUGCGGAGGGUGAACGAGAUUGAGAUGAAGGUGGACGGGGCCGACUUGCGCGGCGAGGUGAAACAGCUCAUCCAGACGAUCGAAGAGAUGAAACGUGCCUUGGGUGAGGGCGCCCGGGGAAAGGAGACGCACAAGCUCGCCGCUGAUCUGCUCACCCUUCAUAACAAGGCUCCGAUCUGGAACGAGACGAACCAGGUUUACCAGUUGGACUUUGGCGGACGCGUGACGCAAGAGUCGGCGAAGAACUUCCAGAUCGAGGUCAACUCCAAGCAGGUGCUCCAAUUCGGGCGCAUCGAGGGCGGCGCGUACACGCUCGACUUCCGCGCGCCCUUUUGCGGCGCGCAGGCGUUCGCCGUCGCACUCGCCAGCAUCACGCAACGGCUGAAA
Messenger RNA from Mesorhabditis spiculigera, 2766 nucleotides. The record is from the annotation of a GenBank genome assembly. Lineage: Eukaryota; Metazoa; Nematoda; Chromadorea; Rhabditida; Rhabditidae.